Molecule: messenger RNA, 201 nt
Organism: Haemonchus placei
Lineage: Eukaryota; Metazoa; Nematoda; Chromadorea; Rhabditida; Trichostrongylidae
Source: the annotation of a GenBank genome assembly
AUGCAUGGUGCACUGGUAUGGGUCUCCUUUGUGAAGUCCGAGCGAUUCUGCGAUGCUUGUUUCGAUGAGGUUGCACUGCGCUCCAGAGUCGAGGAAAAUCAGGAUGUGCUCGAAGAUGCCAGUGUUGUUGUUUUGGAUUUGGCCUUCUGCAGUAAUGAAGACCAGUUAAUUCUUGGAGCUCAGCGCCUUCAUUCGAUGUGA